ACGAAGUUGUACGUGAAUGGGAUAUGCCCAAAUUAACCGGUUGUUGGGAUCUUGAAAGUUUAAAAACCAAUGAAAAUAUUAAAGAUACUACUUAUGAUGGUGUACGUGAAUGGGAUAAACCCAAAUUAGCAUCCGCAAACUAA
Messenger RNA from Racocetra fulgida, 143 nucleotides. NCBI's taxonomy places the organism in Eukaryota, Fungi, Glomeromycota, Glomeromycetes, Diversisporales, Gigasporaceae. The record is from the annotation of a GenBank genome assembly.